CUUUUAUUGACAAAAAAGGCUUUUUCGAUUUAAAACAUUAAAAUCUCAUUAUAUUAAAGGGAAAAUAGUCUUAAUAAACAUGAGUCUUUUAUUUUUUUAUUAAGACUUAAUGACAUUGGUCUCUUCACUUAAACGAUAAAGAAACUAAUUUGCAGAUUAGUCUUUUCGUAACAUAGCACAGCUGCCUUUUUUGAACAAGUUUCUGGUGAGUUUGAUAGUGGACACUGGAAUAUAUAAUAACAAUUUGCUUCAUAUUAUCGCCCAGUGUUGCACUGCAGCAAAAUAGCUAAUGGCGAAAAUGACUUAUUCACCAGAAACCUAUAAGGUUGUGCUUGAAAGAAAGUUAGUCGACAUUACAGAAAAAUUAGGUAUAGGAGACGGUAGCCUUUUACUCAACCGAUUAUUGGCGAGGGGAGUUAUUACCCAGCUCGAGAAAGAAGAAAUUGAAUCAGGGGGAGCUAGAUUUCGUAAAGCGUCUAAAUUAAUGGAUAUACUUAUUAGGAACAGUCAUCAUUUACCUCAGUUCGUGUUAGCAUUAUUUGAUGACAAUCAAAAAUUCUUGGCUGAAAAUAUCACAGAGUAUUUACCAGAUGCACAGAGAAUAGUCAAUGAUAGAAAAAAACAAAGGGAGGCUAUCAAACAGCAGUUUGGACAAUAA
This is a messenger RNA of Dimorphilus gyrociliatus, 658 nucleotides long. NCBI's taxonomy places the organism in Eukaryota, Metazoa, Annelida, Polychaeta, Dinophilidae. The record is from the annotation of a GenBank genome assembly.